AUCCCAUGCCGUCAUCAACAAUCGCCAAGAUUGCAUGGUCGUCUCGUUUAGUUUUUUUAAUGGCGUUUCGGAAGCACAUUACCUUUGUUUUUUGGAUUAAUUAAUGAAUAUUCCCCGGUGGAUUCACCGCCUUGUUUUAUUAGGUAGGUCCAUGUUUUUGUCACGCUUCUUCGUUGCAAACUUUUUAGCCGCGAGCAGGCUCGAGUUGACGUUACCAGAAUGUGGUCUCUGAAGGUCGGCUCCUCGGCACUUGCUUCUUCUAGAAUUUACAGGACUAAAAUAAACAGAUUCUCGACCGAUCUUGUUUAUUUUUCGGUCUGCACGGCCUCUCCGGAAGAGAUCCCCGUCAUUCGCGUUCCUUGCUCCAUACAGAAUCGCUUUGAGAAUGUGAAGCAAACCCGGGGUAGGAACAACAUCAACACCAGCAAAGCUGGUAAGCUUCUCAUCCAGAGCAGAAACGCUAGUUUGAACCAGUCUGUAGGAUACACGCACGCAAAGUUUGACGAGCCUACACUCUGCUCCAAAGGAUGGAAGCAUAAAAAGUCAUUCGGGGAUUAUUUCACAGUCAACAACAUCAAAUCUGUGGCGCCUUUUGUGUCUGGAAGCGGGCAGGGGGAGGAUAUUAAAAAGACAGUGAAGACCUUCCAUAAACUGCACAUCUCCAGUGAGCUGGUGGAGACUUUGGAACGCUUAAACAUCACUCAUCCCACCACCGUGCAGCUACAGACAAUCCCCAAGGUGAUGAGGGGUCACAACAUCCUGUGUGCAGGGGAGACAGGAAGUGGGAAGACGCUGAGUUAUCUGCUGCCAAUUGUGCACAAGUUGCACCUGGAUGAAGAGAUUUAUGAGGAGGGGUCUCAUAAAAUCCACACUGUGGUUGUGGUGCCCUCCAGGGAGCUGGCUGAACAGGUGGCGUCUGUGUCCAGGAGCCUUUGUGCCCCAUUGGGCAAGGUGACGAGGACGGUAGGAGGCGGGCAGGGCGUGGGGCACAUCAAGGGGGUCUUCAAGCAAGGGAUUCCUGACAUUUUAGUAGCCACUCCUGGCGCUCUUGUCAAAGCCCUGCGGAGACGUUGCUUGGACUUAAGCCAUCUUCGCUUCCUGGUAGUGGAUGAAGCGGACACUAUGUUUGACCCGAGCUUUGCCGAUAUGCUGGAGGACAUUUUGCGGCACACCGAAAUCGCCCGCAACCCGGGCGAGACGCAAGGCCCCGCACGUAAGGCCCAACUGCUGGUGGUGGGUGCCACCUUCCCUGGCGGGGUCGGCGAUGUCCUCAGCCGGGUGACGGAUCUCGGCAACAUGGUUGUUAUCAAGAGCAAGAUGCUGCACUUCCUCAUGCCGCACGUGAAGCAGACCUUCCUCAAGGUGAGAGGGCAGGAUAAAGUACUUGAGCUCAACCAUUAUCUGAAACGGCUCCAGCAGGAACAUGGAGCAUCAGGAGGGAACGCCGUCCUUGUGUUCUGCAACAAGGCCUCCACCGUCAACUGGCUGGGGUACUCCCUGGAGGAGAUGGGGGUGCCACAUGCUCGCCUCCAAGGGGAGAUGCCGGCUGUGGUUCGUGCGGGCAUCUUCCACCGUUUCCAGAAAGGCACGACCGAAGUUCUCCUCUGCACUGACGUCGCCUCGCGAGGCCUGGACACGUCCCGGGUCCGCCUGGUGGUCAACUAUGACUUCCCGGAGUCGCACACGGACUACAUCCACAGGGCGGGCCGGGUGGGGAGGGCCGGGGGUUGUGAGGGUGGCCAGGUACUAAGCUUUGUCACACACCCGUGGGAGGUGGACCUUGUGCAGAAGAUCGAGAUGGCGGCACGGAGGAGAACUAGUUUGCCUGGUAUGGAGUCUGAGAUACGCGAGCCAAAACCUGUCAUAAAUGAGACACAAGAGUUGAGGUGAUGGACAUUACUCUUGGAAAAACCAAACCAUACUCUGUUAAUAAUGCAGUAAAUGUCCACCUAACUAUUUUCCAUUACAGUCGUUAAUUUAUGAUGGUGAAAAAUCCCCAAAUAAAUGUUUCUUCCCCUAU
Molecule: messenger RNA, 2020 nt
Organism: Hippocampus comes (tiger tail seahorse)
Lineage: Eukaryota; Metazoa; Chordata; Actinopteri; Syngnathiformes; Syngnathidae
Gene: ddx28
Product: DEAD (Asp-Glu-Ala-Asp) box polypeptide 28
Exons: 2
Coding region: 220-1890 (556 amino acids)
Molecular function (GO): ATP binding; RNA helicase activity; nucleic acid binding
Source: RefSeq, a predicted model, not a curated record